This is a messenger RNA of Cheilinus undulatus (humphead wrasse), 3855 nucleotides long. Its product is annotated as receptor-type guanylate cyclase gcy-18. Lineage: Eukaryota; Metazoa; Chordata; Actinopteri; Labriformes; Labridae. Gene Ontology annotation, biological process: intracellular signal transduction; cGMP biosynthetic process; receptor guanylyl cyclase signaling pathway. The record is from RefSeq and is a predicted model, not a curated record. The transcript has 8 exons. Gene Ontology annotation, molecular function: guanylate cyclase activity; peptide receptor activity. Bases 21 to 2108 code for a protein of 695 amino acids.
CGAGCUGCAGCGCGAGGCUCAUGUCAUCUCUGGACUUGAUGAAAAAAGAUUGUUUGGCUUCAGGGACGCUGUCCUCGGCUUCUUUUAAAAGAAGGUUCAUCAAGAAGAGCAGGGUCGCUCCCGGGGGGCAGCAGGAUGCCGAGGGGGACUGUCAGCUCUGCAGGUGUUCCAUAUUUUCCGUGUCCGGUAGCGGUCGCACCGUUCGUCGGAUUCUGACAGCCUGCGUCCUCUCUUUCCUGGCUCUCCUGGGCUCCGUAUCCAUCGACCUCAGCUCCAACUUCGACCUUCUUCACACCACUGAAGCGGCCUACGACGAGCUGACCUCCUGCAGAACGAUCGCCAUCCUGCAACUGGUCAGUAAGCUCCAAGAGAUGAGACGUUUGAUCACCAACGAGACUCUGGAGGGAAGUUUUUCAGACGUUGUGCUUCCUGUUUUUGGCCGAUUCUGUGCAGAAAUGGCGGGCCACAGUAACGGACGCGGGCUUCCCUGCAGUGUUGAGUUGGCUGGGUUUUGUGAGGACAUUUGGAUCAGGGUUCAGCGAUUCCUGAAUUCUUCCUCUGAUGCAAACAGCACCAGUGAGAACGGUACUUCUGCUUUCUCCCUGACCAUUGAAAGACUUCUGGAUACGUGGGGUACGCUGGGAGAGACCGUCGUCAAGGCCAAACAGAGUUCUAACUGGAGAGACGUACUGUCUGCAAGCCUUCUGGUCAGAUUCAGGGAGCUAAACCACCAGAUAAUGGACUCCCCUCACACCGGAACUCAAAGUGACUUCAAGGAAAAGUGGACUCAUGUUUUAAGCUUGCUCGUCUUUGCUCGAGUGAUGUCAGAGCGACUGAACGACUGCUGGUUGGAGAACGUAGAACUCAAGUUAAACUCCAGCACACAUGAAAAACAUUCGUAUAUUUUGGACUCAAGUCUUUGGCAGAUCUCUGACGCAGCACCAGAGAUUCUUUCUGGUUCUAAAACCGGAGUCAAAGCUCUGAAAAACACUGAGCGCUGCCUGUUCGAUCGAGCCGUGCCGGCUCUCAGGUUGGCGUCUCGGUCCGUGUCUUCAGGCCUCAGUAUGAGGGUCUGCCUGCUGGCCUUAGCCUGCCUCAUCUACCCUGUGGUGAUGUUCUCCUUUAAGCAGAUGACCGAGUGGAUCCAGAACUACGCCCACACCCUGAAGGAGAAGACGGAGGACCUGAAGCGCCAGAGGCAGCUGGCUGAGGAUCUGCUGCACCAAAUGCUGCCCAAAUCAGUCGCCAAACAGCUCCGGCAGCGGAAACAUGUGGAGGCUGAGAGCUACGACAAGGUGACCAUUUUCUUCUCAGACAUCGUCGGCUUCACGUCGAUCUCAGCGUCCUGUACUCCCUUACAGGUAGUGGAGAUGCUCAACAACCUCUACAUGUGCUUCGACACACGCAUCGACUCCUACGACGUCUACAAGGUGGAGACAAUCGGGGACGCAUACAUGGUGGUGAGCGGUCUACCUGAGAGAAACGGGGACAGACACGCUGAUGAGAUUGCAAAGAUGGCUCUGGACCUGGUAGCAGCCGUCAGACAGGUCUCCAUCCCUCACAUGCCCAACCAGAGGCUGCAGCUCCGAGCUGGCAUCCACACAGGUCCAUGUGUGGCAGGAAUCGUGGGCUACAAGAUGCCCAGGUACUGUCUGUUUGGAGAUACGGUCAACACGGCCUCCAGGAUGGAGUCCACCAGCCUGCCUCAGAAAAUCCACGCCAGUUCAGAAACCUACCUGGCUCUGAUUAAAGACAACGCCUACGAGCUGCAGCUCCGUGGAGAGAUCGAGGUGAAGGGUAAAGGUAAAAUGAACACCUACUGGCUGGUUGGUCAUAAGAACUACAGCGUGCAGAACGACAGUCUGGUCUGUCACUGGAACCCAAACAUGGCCAGGAAGAAGAAGACGGUGGCCGGCAGUGACGUCUCUGUGGGAAAUUCCUCAGUGACCGUCCAGAGCCUCAGCGACAACGCCACCACCCCGCUCUCCCAAACGCCCCCUCAGCCUCAGAGAGACAAACCUGAGCUGAGCGUCGCAGCUCAGAUGGAGUCCACCAGUGGCCAUGAUGGAGGACCCACAGUGAGAGUAGAGCCUUCUUCAGGAACCUAAGGGUGCACAGACCUGACCUGUCCAUCCAGAAUCCGUUUUAGUGAUGCGGAGGGUUCACCUGAAUGAUAAAUCUACAUCAGCAGUUAGAAGAGCAUCAGAACUCAAACUCAGCACAUCCUCAUAUCUGAACACGUCUCUAGGCCAGGUAGAACUUAGAAUAAAAUAAAUAAAAAUAUAAGCUCACUAUUGGUGACAUAUCGACCUUCUAACACUAAUCCUGCUGUUUUACCUCCUCACACCUGUAGGUUCUGUGCAUAGAGGUAGGGUUUCCUGAGUCUUGUUGGUGAGGAGGUUUAGGGUGAAGUUGUAGGACUACGUGACACUUCAUACAGAAAUUUUCCAGAGGCACACGCCAAACCGAGUAUUGUGACAAGUCUCCCAGAAUUCCUUGUGAAUCAUUGGUGAAAUGGCUGCACUAGAAGUGUACAGAUGUCAGCGGUUUCUUUGUAAAUAAGAUUUGAAAAUUCUGACAACAAUGAAAUAUAAUUUAAAGUCGUUUCAAUGAUGGUCCUUUUGGUUUUAAACAUCAAAUCUGUCCCUAAAUCACUCAUGUAGUUUUUUCCCUACCUUUUUGAUCCACAGCUAUUAUAACUUUAUCUGUAGGCCCCUUAGUGUAGGGAUUCUCACCAUUGGGGUUGGGACCCCCAUGGGGGUCGCGAGACACUGAGAGGGGGUCUCCAGAUGCCCUAAAAAUACUACAAAUAUUUUUUUAAUUACACCAUUGCCACUCUACACCAAUUUAGCCAGAUUUUAACAAAUCUUUAUCACUUUUUCCCCACAACUUUUGCCCAUUUUAACACAUUUUUGCCUCCUAAACCCAUUUCUGUCCAUUUUAAACCCUUCCUGAUACUUUUCCUGCCUGUUUUUGACGCUUUAAACCAAUUCUUGCCACUUCACAUCUAUAAUUGCCUCUGUUGACCCAUUUUUGCCUCUAUUAACCACUUUUUCAAACCACAUUUUAACGCCCAUUUUAACCACAUUUCACUAUUUAAUAUGCUAAUUCUUACCAGUUUGACCCAUUUCUGCCAAUGUUUCUGUCUCAGUUAGCCCUUUAUACUAGUUUAUAUGAAUUUUUCAUCCCAUCAGACCCCCUCUCAGUGUCUCCAAUGUUGAGAACCCCUGCCUUAGUGAAUGAAGCCUGUGGUCUUUUUGCCUAAAGAUGAAGGCACACAGGAAAAGGACCAUUUAUCAGCGUAGAAUAACAGAAGAGAUCAGUUAGAUAUCUGUUAUUGUUUCAUGGUAAUAAUAGCGUGUCAGUUUUAUAGAAUAGUUCAGAUUUCUCACUCAUGUUCUUUCUGAGUCAGAAAACUCUAAAGUCUGUUUUCAUAAAGACAUCUGAUCUCAAUGAUCCAGAAGUCACUUCAACAUUUCAUCACUGAGGUGUUGUGAGUCAAUAUUUGUAAACUUAAUGUACAUAUUUUGUGUAUUAUUUGUCUAGUUGUGUCUCUUUUUUGUCAGUGUGAAUCUGUGUCUCCUAAAUAUGAAAGACUAAUAAAUUUGGUUUAUUUGCUUGUUUAUCUCAUUUUAUUUUGAUCAUUUUUAAGAUCGUUUUUAACCAGAUGUGGAAAAAUGCUGACUUCUGUACUCUAAAACAGUACAGUUAGUCUGGUUUAAAUUUACCUAAGUAAAAGUAAAAAGUAUUUAGAGUUUAAGUGCUGAGUAGCUACUGAGGAGUUGUUCAGGUAAAGACACACCUCUGCUUUAGAGUCAAAAACACUGAAAAAAUGACACUGUUCAUUUCACACAU